Zingiber officinale is the source of this 1532-nucleotide messenger RNA. RefSeq lists its product as uncharacterized. The record is from RefSeq and is a predicted model, not a curated record. Gene Ontology annotation, cellular component: endomembrane system. NCBI's taxonomy places the organism in Eukaryota, Viridiplantae, Streptophyta, Magnoliopsida, Zingiberales, Zingiberaceae. Bases 144 to 1283 code for a protein of 379 amino acids. The transcript is spliced from 11 exons.
AAAAAGAAAAAAAAAAAAGAAAAAUUCAGGUAUCGGGAAAUUGUAUUCCGCUCAUAAUCACGGUGAUCUCUUCCGGCUCCCUCGUUUCUCUCCGCCUCGUCACGGGAACCCUAAAGCCUCCACCUUUGUCCAAUUCUUCAGCCAUGGAUGUCCGCCGUGUCGGCUGGCUAUGCGCCCUGUUCCUGGCGUCAACGUACUGUCUGCAAGCUAGGGGGGAGAGCAGUGGAUCGGUCGUUUUCCUCGAUGGGUCUUCACAGAAAUAUAUCAGGGCGAGUGGGCAGGAGGUCACAGGGAAGGUGAACUCACUCUCUAUGCAUGAAGUUGCUGCGACCCUUUCAGUCUUACUUGGUUUUGCACCAUCUUCCUCACUUCUCCCUGAUUCUGCAGAUGAGAUAAAUAAGAUUCUACUUCCCAAUCCAUUUGACCGACCUCAUGCUAUUUACAUGAUGCAAAUUAGUGGAAUUGAAGAACCAUUGAAGUCUGCUGGAUAUAUGAACAACCAAAAUGGAAAUGUUUUCACAAGUAGGAUUUCUGGUUCAAGCAAGGUUACACUAGAACUUCCAGCUAUUUUAGGUGAAGAUGAAGUUUCAGUUGUUCCUCUGAAUGAUCCUCUGGAUCCUGAAUGUGAUGCUGCUUGUCUUGAUAAGGAACUCGCUAAACUCGCAACUUGGAUGGGAGGAUCAUAUGUUGGCACCAUACUAUCACUAGACGGAAAGAUCCUUGUACCUUUAUCCAGUAGUAGAACUUUAAGUCUGUAUGUUUCGAAGAAAGCAGACUUUCAGUUUGCAGUCAACCUUGUUUCUUUGAUUAGAAACGUUAAGAAGGCCAUGGAGAUUCAUGAGGAUUUAUCAGGAAGCACUGUUAAACUUUCAGAAAUCGUGAUGGGACACUUCACUGGAAUUGAGGCUCUUAGAGAGGAAUACGGUUGGGGGAAAAUUACUCAACAGGGUGUGGAACUGCUUCACCUAACACUUCUAAAGUUGUUUGACAUGUUACAAGUGUGCUAUGAAGGGAAGAUUGUUGGGGUUAUCAUCUCAAACAAUGGCCCUUCUUCAGAGUCGGGGAUGUUGUUGGAUAUGACCCAUGGCCUACGAAUUUCAAGAUUGUUAGAAGAAGCAGGGUCAACUAAUUCAGUUGACUCAGCGGUGCUGCUGGUCAGGCGUAGCUUGGCCUGGAUAACUGGAAUUAUCCUACUUGUGUCGACUCUCAUUGGGGUCUACUUAUUACUGAACAUGCCACUCGUAAGGGACACUCUUCUUUACUCCAAUAUCAAGUUAGAUUGAUCACGACGGCACCCAUCUUUCUUCAAGCAUCUUGUAGAAGUGUUUAAACAUUUUCAACAGAUAAGAUAUCCUGGAAGGGCCUUAUUUCCGGAGUUGGAUUUUUCACUCUAUCCAAUUGAUUAUAUGUAUUGUUCCCCCUAUUCGUUCAUGGGCUGUGUAUUUAAGUGUAUCCGAUUUUGCAUCGGUAAUAAUGAGAAAUACAACAUUAAUGUUUUUUUGCAUUGUAUAAUCAGACAAGUUCUUCCACCC